Messenger RNA from Camellia sinensis, 881 nucleotides. The record is from RefSeq and is a predicted model, not a curated record. NCBI's taxonomy places the organism in Eukaryota, Viridiplantae, Streptophyta, Magnoliopsida, Ericales, Theaceae.
UUGGGAUUUUUUUUUUUUUUUCAAAGGAAAUGGAGAAAGUAGAGUAUGGUGAUGGUGAUGGGGAUGUAGAUGGUUAUGAUGCUAUUGUGGUGGGAUCUGGAUAUGGUGGUUCUGUUGCUGCUUGUCGGAUGUCAAUGGCCGGGAUAAAAGUGUGUUUGAUUGAGAAAGGCCGGAGAUGGGAAGCUCAGGACUUUCCGACUGAUAGUUUCAAGAUCAUGUCAGCUGCCAGGAUUGAAAACAGGAACUUGGGGAUCAGCUUUGGCCCAAAGGAUGCUUUGUUUCAGUUAUACGAACAAGAUGAUUCUCUAGCAGCAAUGGCCUGUGGGCUUGGAGGCGGAUCACUAAUGAAUGCAGGGGUUAUGCUGCCAACUCCAAUUCGCGCAAGGCGAAAUCCCAAAUGGCCAAAAGAAUGGGAAAGAGAUUGGGAGGCCUGCCAAGCUUCUGCUUCAUCCAUGCUGAGAAUACAAAGUGUUCCUGUGAAAUUUGCCAACACGAAAAUCAUGGAAGAAGUAGCUGGAGAAGAGUUUGAAGAAACUAGUCGAGGUCCAUUGAAGCUCGGUGUCAAUUUUGAGAUAGAAGAACAAGCAUCAAAUACAAUGAAGUCGCAAGAAAUGGGUACUUGCUUAGCUUGUGGAAAUUGUCUUGCUGGAUGUCCCUACAAUGCCAAGAACUCGACAGACAAGACCUAUUUGGUUUCUGCAGUCCAGGCCGGGUGUACUAUCAAAACCGAAUGUCAAGUUCAGUAUGUGGUAGAAAACCCAAAUAACAUUUUUGAAAAAGAACAAAGAACAAGAAGAGAAAGAAGGCGGCAGUGGCUUGUCUUUUUCAAUGAGAUCGACUAUUUAACAUCCGAUUUUGUUAUCCUCUCAGGUAAUAUAUAA